AUGAUCACAACACUCCCGAUCUGGAGUAUUGACAGCACCUGCACCCACUGUGCACACCUAAUUCCAACACCUGCACCCACUGUGCACACCCAAUUCCAACAAAAACUUUGCAGGCACCCCACCACCCGCGACAUUCUCAUCUCUGACCUUGGACCAUCCAGACAUCAAACAUCAAAAGAAAUUCAAGAACACCGGUGUAAGACUCAAAAAGUGGUUGUAAGACCCUUUUUGCUGAAUGGAGAAGGGGAUGGUGGAGGUGCAAGCUCUGCCCUUCUAUACUAUCAGAUAACAAGACCCACCAAGCUCAGCUUGGCAAGCUUUAAUCAAGUGAUAGGGUUCUGUAAAGGUGGUGUAUCCUUGAUUGAGUGGUACUAA
Molecule: messenger RNA, 375 nt
Organism: Puccinia graminis f. sp. tritici CRL 75-36-700-3
Lineage: Eukaryota; Fungi; Basidiomycota; Pucciniomycetes; Pucciniales; Pucciniaceae
Exons: 2
Coding region: 1-375 (124 amino acids)
Source: RefSeq, a predicted model, not a curated record